Carlito syrichta (Philippine tarsier) is the source of this 2250-nucleotide messenger RNA. It is a transcript of the gene MUS81, whose product is annotated as MUS81 structure-specific endonuclease subunit. The record is from RefSeq and is a predicted model, not a curated record. The transcript has 16 exons. NCBI's taxonomy places the organism in Eukaryota, Metazoa, Chordata, Mammalia, Primates, Tarsiidae. The coding region runs from base 326 to 1984 and encodes 552 amino acids. Gene Ontology annotation, biological process: mitotic intra-S DNA damage checkpoint signaling; double-strand break repair via break-induced replication; DNA catabolic process. Gene Ontology annotation, molecular function: 3'-flap endonuclease activity; DNA binding; crossover junction DNA endonuclease activity. Gene Ontology annotation, cellular component: nucleus; Holliday junction resolvase complex.
GCGGGCCGCGGCUCGGGGAUGUGGGUGGGGCGCGGCCCCCAGGCUGGUCCCGGCCGGAGGGGGCGGGGGCCGAGACGCAAGAUCGGUAGAGAUGGCGCUCAGCUCUAACCACUUAGAGUAGCGCAGGGGCGGGGAGGGCGGCGGGAGGCUAUCGCCUGGUUAGUGUCCCGUGCGGUCACGUGAUCGGAGAGGUUCCGCCCUCCCCCUCCCUCCCGCUCCCUGCCUCUCCCCCCCCACCCGAGCCAGGUGUUCGAAUCCCGACCCCUAAACGAGCGGCGUCCAAGUCCCGCGAGCGUGGGGCGCCGGGGGACCCGCCCCGGGGCUCAUGGCGGCGCCGAUCCGCUUGGGCCGGAAGCGCCCGCUGCCGGUUUGCCCCAACCCGCUCUUCGUGCGCUGGCUGACCGAGUGGCGGGACGAGGCGGCCAGCAGGGGGCGCCGCACGCGCUUCGUGUUUCAGAAGGCGCUGCGCUCCCUCCGGCGGUACCCGCUGCCUCUGCGCAACGGGAAGGAAGCGAAGAUCCUGCAGCACUUUGGAGACGGGCUCUGCCGGAUGCUGGACGAACGGCUGCAGCGGCACCGGGCGUCUGCGGGGGACCAUGCCCCGGGCUCACCCUCUGGAGAGAAGAGUCCUGCCCAGGAGGGGCCACCUGCCGAAGUCCAGGACCCUUCCGGGCCAGUGCUGGUCCAGCCCACAGCGGGAGGCUCUGGCAGCUACUGGCCGGCUCGGCAUUCAGGAGCCCGAGCGAUACUGCUGCUGUUCUACCGUGAGCACCUGAAUCCUAAUGGCCACAACUUCUUCACCAGAGAGGAACUGCUCCAGAGGUGUGCUCAGAAGGCCCCCAGGGUAGCCCCUGGGAGUGCUCGACCCUGGCCAGCCCUCCGCUCCCUCCUCCACAGGAACUUAGUCCUCAGGACACACCAGCCAGCCAGGUACUCACUGACCCCGCAGGGUCUGGAGCUGGCCCAGAAGUUGGCCGAGUCAGAAGGCCUGAGCUCGCUGGAUAUGGGCACCGGGCCCAAUGAGCCUCCCGGGGAGGAGCCAGCUGUGCCAGGAGCAGCUUCAGCUGAGCUUGGCGCCAGUGAAGGGGGCGUCCAGCAGCCAACGUUGGAACUGCAGCCUGGAGAGUUCAAGGUGCUGUUGUGUGUGGACAUCGGCGAGACCAGAGGGGCGGGGCAUAGGCCAGAGCUGCUCCGAGAGCUACAGCGGCUGUGUGUGACCCACACGGUGCGCAAGCUGCAUGUUGGGGACUUCGUGUGGGUGGCACAGGAGACCAGGCCCAGAGACCCAGGGAGGCCUGUGGAGCUGGUCCUGGACCACAUUGUGGAGCGCAAGCGGCUGGACGAUCUGUGUAGCAGCAUCAUUGAUGGCCGCUUCCGGGAGCAGAAGUUCCGGCUGAAGCGCUGUGGCCUGGAGCGCCGGGUGUACCUGGUGGAGGAGCAUGGCUCAGUCCACAACCUCAGCCUCCCUGAGAGCACCCUGCUACAGGCUGUCACCAACACUCAGGUCAUUGAUGGCUUCUUCGUGAAGCGCACAGCAGACAUUAAGGAGUCAGCUGCCUACCUGGCUCUCUUGACGCGGGGCCUGCAGAGACUUUAUCAGGGCCACACCCUGUGCAGCCGCCCCUGGGGAACCCCAGGGAACCCCGAAUCAGGGGCCAAGCCCUCCCCAAAUCCUCUCUGCUCACUCCUCACCUUCAGUGAUUUCAACACGGGAGCCAUGAAGAACAAGGCCCAGUCGGUGCGAGAGGUGUUUGCCCGGCAGCUGAUGCAGGUGCGCGGAGUAAGUGGGGAGAAGGCUGCGGCCCUGGUGGAUCAAUACAGCACCCCUGCCAGCCUCCUGGCCGCCUACGAUGCCUGCGCCACCCCCAAGGAGCAGGAGAUGCUUCUGAGCACCAUCAAGUGUGGGCGUCUGCAGAGGAAUCUGGGGCCUGCUCUGAGCCGAACCUUGUCCCAGCUGUACUGCAGCCAUAGCCCCCUGACCUAAGCAUCGUCCUCCCUCCCGGACCAGUCAGCCUUUUAACCAGGAUCUUUUGGGGUACAAUAAAAAGCUAAGUGUUUGCAGCCAUAUGUGUUUUGGAGAUGCCAGGCCCAGGGGCCUUGUGAAAUAUGCAGGAACCAGGGAGACCAUCUGGUCCAGGGGUUCUGCCACCGGUUCCCUGGUCAGGGAGGUGGAGUCAAUGGGGCAGUGCACCUUCAAACCUGCUUUAUGGAAUCGGGGUCCCUGAUCGAAUAAAACUUCCUCUGAUAAAA